AAAUAAUAAAAUGUCCCAUAGAUCAGAUAUGAGAAGGCAAAUGGAGGAACAGCGUGAAGAAAUGAAGAAACAGAGAGAAGAGACCCAGCGCAGAAUGAAAGAGCAACGUGAAGAAAUGAAAAGACAGCGGGAAGAUGCCCAAAGAGACAGGGAAGAGCAGAGAAGGCAACGUGAUGAGGAAAGGAGGCAGAGAGAUGAAGAGAGAAGGCAAAGGGAUGAAGAAAGAAGACAGAAGAGACAGCCAGGAUUUGGAGCUAGUGAUGAUAAUAAAGAUGAUUUUGGAGCUAGUACUAGUAUCCAUAUGAAUAUGGGAGGAUUUCCUGGAGGAAUGCACAGCGAUAUCCAUGAUAUGAAUGCAGGAUUUCAAGAUGACUUCAAUAAUAUGAAGGCUGAUCUACAUGGAGCUAUGGCAGAUCUCGGAAAUGCUUUUGGACCUGGAUCCUCAUUUCCAGGUAUGCCAGGCAUGCCUGGUAUGAAAACCACUACAACAGAGACUACGACUACUACCACUACCGGCACAGGUACAACAGUACCUCCGCCAGCUCCUACAACCGCGACUCCAACCAAUAUCCCUGCUCCAACUCCAGCACCCACAACUGCUAUUCCAACACAUAUCCCAGCACCAGCUCCUGCCCCAGUAUCUGCUCCAGCGCCUACUCCAGCCCCAUCAAGCACUGCUCCAAAUGCGCCACCACCACCAGCCCAUUCCUUCACAGAGCUACACGCUAGCACUGAACAGAGAAUCAAUGUCCUCGAACAAAGAUUCACAUACAGAUCUGAGAAGUUGCCUACCUAUCUCAGCUGCAUUGAAUUCCUCCAAAGCAAAGGCGAAAAUGUAACCAAAAUGAGAGAGGAAGCAUCCCUUGCAGAAAUGACUUAUGACCAGAUCCAUUACGGUACUGAGGUCUUCAACCGUAUCAAGAAAGCACUCGAUAAAGGCGAUUAUGCAGAAGUCACUGCAUCUUUGCAUGAGCUAGAUUCGCACGAAAGGAUCUAUAACCAAAAAGAUCAGAACUUCAUUCAACUCGAAACUCUCAUGCAAGGAUUCCUAAGAUACCAAGAGAUCGCAGCCCAUUUCAUCAAUCCAGCUCCUUCCUCUAACCCCAUUCCUUCGCCCCAAUUCGUGGGAACUACAAUCCCAGUCAGCUCGGCUGCUCCAGUCCAAACCGCUGUUCCCACACAGAUCCCUGCUCAGACCUCUUCGAGCUAUAUAGCUACAAGUCAUUCUUCAGCCACAAGUAGCCAGGCUCCCACUCAGUACGCUCCAAGUGGGCAGGCACCUGCUCAUUUGGAGCCAAGAGUCGGCCAGUUAGAACUCAACCUCUCCUCAUUCCAACAAGAUCUAUCCACCUUCAAGUCCCAGCAAACCUCUCUGAACAACUACUUCUCCCAAGCUCUCACCCAGCUCCAAGCCCAGCGCCAAGGCCAGUACUCACAACAAGUGCAGUACACUACAAGUAGCCAUCAGAUGUAAGCCUCCUGCGCAGUUGGAUGGACCAAUAGUGAUGGAUGAGAUGAGUUGGGAUAAAUGACUAAUUUCUUCAAAAAUCUAAG
Messenger RNA from Moneuplotes crassus, 1554 nucleotides. Lineage: Eukaryota; Ciliophora; Spirotrichea; Euplotida; Euplotidae. The record is from the annotation of a GenBank genome assembly.